Messenger RNA from Ostertagia ostertagi, 273 nucleotides. The record is from the annotation of a GenBank genome assembly. NCBI's taxonomy places the organism in Eukaryota, Metazoa, Nematoda, Chromadorea, Rhabditida, Trichostrongylidae.
AUGUGGAUAUGCCUCAUCAAACUUCGACUUCCGGAAAAUGUCAACGAGGACAUCCAGGAAGAUCCAACGGCUCUGCGCUCGCUAUGGGAUCGUGGUCUGCUAAAUGGUGCCUCCCAAAAGGUGGAUCAGGUGGCAGUUUUCUAUACGGGAGACUUGGUGACGUCACUACAGAAGACUUCAUUGGUUCCUGGAGCGAAUGAAUGUGUGAUUUACACAACAAUUGGUGGAGCAAUUGGGAUACUGGUGCCAUUUAUCUCAAAAGAUGUGAGUAUU